Aureobasidium uvarum is the source of this 804-nucleotide messenger RNA. Lineage: Eukaryota; Fungi; Ascomycota; Dothideomycetes; Dothideales; Saccotheciaceae. The record is from the annotation of a GenBank genome assembly.
AUGUCAGACCAGAAGACGCCCCUCGAACCGCCGCCGGCCUACGAUGCCGACUCGGAACACACACCUCUCGUCGCCGGCGCACCCGCCCCUGUCCGUCAGCAAAUCGCCCGCGCCCCUCUACCUCUUGAGCUUCCCGCACUACAGGCCCUUCGUGGCAAGAGAGUGAUUCUGGCCUCGGCCUCGCCACGACGAAAGCAGCUCCUCAACCAGAUCGGUCUGCGGGACCUGGAAAUCAUUCCUUGCACAGCUCCCGAAGACUUCAGCAAAACACUCGCUCCUUUCGAAUACGUCCUACAAACAGCCGAGCAGAAAUGCACCCUUAUAUACCGUCAGGAGAUUAAUUCCGACAAGGGCGAGCCUGCGCUGGUCAUUGCUGCCGACACGGUCGUCGUGAGCCCAAUGGGCGACAUUUUGGAGAAGCCAAGAAGCGAGAGAGAGCACAUUUCAGUCCUCAAGGCUUUGAGGAACAGCGGCUGGCACAAGGUUUAUACAGCUGUCGUGUGUAUGGCUCCCUUGGAAAGUGCCAUGGAUCCUGGUUACGCCAUCAAGAGAACCGUCGAGGAGACCAACGUCAAGUUCGAUCAAGCAGUAUCCGACGAACUCAUUCUCGCGUACGUCAAGACUCGCGAAGGUGCCGACAAGGCAGGCGGCUACGGAAUUCAGGGCAUGGGCGCCAUCCUUGUCGAGAAGAUUGAUGGUUCAUACGACAAUGUCGUCGGCUUACCGCUCAAUGCCACCAUGAAGCUCAUGGGUCAAGUCUUGAACCCCGAUCUCCAGGCUGAAGAAGACGAAGAAGAGGAGUGA